AUGGGGAGCACGCUGGCCACCAGCAUUGCACCAUGGCACGCGGGCCAGCGGGGUGAGGAGGCCGUGGACGCGGGUCAGCGGGGUGAGGGGGCUGCAGCCACCCAGCUGUCACAGGCUGGCUCCAUGGCAUCACCACCCUCAUCCUUCAACCCGGGACCUCGACAGGAACUUUAUGGGUCAACUGACUGGGUCCAGCAUGAUUCUGGGUGUGUCUGUGGCGAGGGGCGUCGGGCGUCUGGACAAGAAAUCAACGAGAGGAAGCCCAGCCACGUGCAGAGACGUCUGCGGAGAAGACGGGGCUCCACGGCCAUGGCCACGGGCCUCUCGGCCGCUCUGAGUGAAGUGGUGCGUCCUGAGCGCCUGCACGUCCUCGGGGCUUGCCGACUCCGGGUAAUUAAGUCGGGGGAGCUUCCAGGGGAACCGAGUAGCGAGAAGCAUUUGGCGCGCAUCGUGGACACACCGGCCCAGCAGCGGGUAACCAUCGGCCCCAGGCCCCCUCCCUCACCGGCUGGGGACGUCACAGAGCAGCCCCGCCAGUCCUCCCGGGCCUCAAGCCCUCCUUCCACAGCCCAAGGCCGCUCAGAGAGGGUGGCGACUGCUCUGGCAGCUGCCAGCCGCGACACCCACUCCACGAGGGGGCACACGGCCCCCGGGGCCGCCAGUGUGCAGGGCGGCACGCUCCCUGGAAACCGCAGGCCGGGGGCGGGUGGCCGACAGUUACUCCUAGUCAUCCUCACGCCCUUGCCCGCCAGGCCCACCAUGACGAUCCCGACAGGUCUAAUCCUGAGCCCGGAGCCCCUCAUGCCCAGAUGCUUCCUUGCUUUUGGACAAGAGCGCCGCAUGUUCCGUUCUCCCACGGCACCACCAACUAAUCAGUCUCUCCUGCUGCUGCAGAAAGGUCAGCGGCGGGGUCUGCAGGCCUCGGGGGUGGACCUGUGCUGCCGCACCACCUGGGGCAGCCGCACGGUCAUCUUUCGGGUGUCAGGGUGCCUGUCCCCCAUCCCCACUGCCGUCCAAAUGCUCCAAGCAGGGGACCCGCACUCAGGCCUCGGGGACCCACAGGCCUGCAGGAAUCAGAGCCGCCGGCUGACAAACGUCCUCCCCGAUUAG
This is a messenger RNA of Rangifer tarandus platyrhynchus (Svalbard reindeer), 1110 nucleotides long. The record is from the annotation of a GenBank genome assembly. NCBI's taxonomy places the organism in Eukaryota, Metazoa, Chordata, Mammalia, Artiodactyla, Cervidae.